AGCAUUUUGCACAUUCUCCAGAACAUUCUACAAAGACGAUGGCUUCGAUAGUCGACGACAACAGGAUGUUCCUGACGGCAGAAACGGAUUUUGGGCUGAACAUGCUCCGCCAAGUGCCUGUCAGUGAAUCCGUGGUUUUCUCUCCCCUUUCUGUGAUAUUCGCUCUUUCCAUGGUCCGCACUGGAGCCCAUGGAAAGACCAAGAGUCAGAUCAGUGAAUUGCUAGCUAAAGGAAAAAUUGAUGACGAUGCUAUAACUGAACAUUAUUCAAAUCUCUCAUUACAAAUAAUGAAUGCGGAAAAUGGAGUGCAAAGUAGGAUUGCAAACGGAUUCUUCUUGAACAAGGAUUUCAAUAUCGAAAAGGACUACGCAAACGAAAUCACCGAGAAAUUUUUAGCAAAAGUGGAAAGCUAUGAUUUCACGAAAGCAAACGAGACUGCUAAGACAAUUAACGAUUUUGUAAGCAAUAUCACAGAAGGAAAGAUUCAUGACAUUGUGAAUGCGGACACUGUCAAAGAUGCCUACUCGCUUAUCGUCAAUGCCAUUUAUUUCACCGCAGAAUGGGAAUAUAAGUUUUAUAGUGAAAGCAAUAAAAAGCAAAAUUUCUAUAGUUCUGAGAACGAUACUAGAGAGAUAGAAUUCAUGAAUGAUAUGGAGGAGCAUAGACUUUAUACAGAGGACGAUCACGUACAGGUUUUAUCAUUACAAUACAAAGACACUUCUUAUGCGUUUAAUAUCUUUCUACCAAAGGAAAGAUUCGGUCUCGAAGAGUUGCGAAACUAUUUGGAUGGUGAAAAAAUCGAACAUUUGUUGUCCAGAGUAGAGAUCACGUAUAUAUCGUUAACAAUACCGAAAAUGAAGAUUGAAUCUGAUUACAAGCUCAAGGAUGCUCUUAUGGAAAUGGGCAUUGAUGAUAUGUUCGGUGAUGAAGCUGACUUAAGCGGAAUAGUGAAAUCUCCUCAAUUGAAAGUUUCCGAUGCAGCUCAUAUGGCAAUUAUUGAGGUAGACGAAGAAGGCACCACAGCAGCUGCUGCCACAACGGUAAAAGUUGUCCCAAUGAUGUUGAUAAUGGAAGAGCCGAAAAAGGCCUGUAAAUUGGAACCACGCAUGCUGUCGAAGCAGGAGACUGAUUUUGGACUCGCUUUGCUUCGUCAAAUUCCUUCCAGUGAGAAUGCGGUUGUCUCUCCACUCUCAGUACUGUUUGCGUUGUUAAUGGUUCAAAAUGGUGCCAAAGGAAAAACAAAAGAACAGAUCGAUAGCAUAGUUUUUAAAGGUCAACCUGACCACGUAAUAACAUCAUACUAUUCCAAUUUCAUUCAAGAACUUUCUAGGGAGACAAAAGUGCUAACUAAAAUAGCAAAUGGAUUUUUCCUCAACAAGCUACAUAAACUAAGGAAAGAAUAUCAAGAGACCAUUACCCAAAAGUUUAUGGCGAGAAUUGAAAGCCUUGAUUUUGGCAAAGCAGAUGAGACUGCAAAGAUCAUCAACGAUUUUGUAAACGAAACCACUGAGGGUAAAAUCACUGAUCUUGUCAACGAAGCUGCUCUCACAAACGCUUUCGCCGUAAUUGUCAAUGCUGUUUACUUCAAAGGAGACUGGUACUAUAAAUUCAAAGCAGCAAACAGCAUGCCGAUGGAUUUCCACAGCUCGGAAAACAACACAAGAAGGAUUGAUUUUAUGAACGAAUACGAAGUGCGCAGAGAUUAUACAGAAGAUGAUGAGGUUCAGUUCCUUUCACUGCAUUAUAAAAACACCGACUGGGCAUUUAGCAUAAUCCUGCCGAAGAACAAGUUUGCCCUUGAAGAAUUCAGACAAAGUUUGGAUGGUGAAAAAGUGAAAAAAUUACUGACCAGCACUGCGAAAACUUACGUAUCGAUAGCUAUUCCAAAAAUGAAAAUUGAAACGGAUUUCAAACUAAAAGAGGCUCUGAUUUCUAUGGGAAUCACCGAGAUGUUCAGCGAUGACGCUGAUCUCAGCGGAAUCUCUGAAACAGGUGGUUUGAAAAUCUCAAAAGCACUGCACAAGGCAAUGAUUGAGGUGGAUGAAGAAGGAACCACUGCCGCAGCAGCCACAGCUCUCGUUGCAGAUAAUAUGGCAUUCAUUCAGAGGGAAGAGCCAAAGGAAUUCAUUGCUGAUCAUCCUUUCUUGUUUAUGCUUUCCAAAAAUUCGAACCCAUUAUUUAUUGGACAAUUUGUUUGAAAAUACUGGUCGUUCGUUUCCUAAGUGCUCAUAAAUGUUUCUGUCUGC
Cylicocyclus nassatus is the source of this 2246-nucleotide messenger RNA. The record is from the annotation of a GenBank genome assembly. Lineage: Eukaryota; Metazoa; Nematoda; Chromadorea; Rhabditida; Strongylidae.